Messenger RNA from Sphenostylis stenocarpa, 717 nucleotides. NCBI's taxonomy places the organism in Eukaryota, Viridiplantae, Streptophyta, Magnoliopsida, Fabales, Fabaceae. The record is from the annotation of a GenBank genome assembly.
AUGGAUAUGUUUGGUGCAGGAACUGAUACACCCUUACAGAUCCUAGAAUGGGCUAUGACAGAACUCUUGAGACAUCCUAAUGUGAUGCUCAAACUACAAGUUGAGGACAUGUUUGGUGCAGGAACUGAUACCACUCUUGCAGUCCUAGAAUGGGCUAUGACAAAACUCUUGAGGCACCCCAAUGUGAUGCAGAAACUACAAGUUGAGGUGAGAAGCAUGGCUAGGGACAAGACUCACAUAACUGAGGAGGAUUUGAGUGGCAUGUCUUACUUAAAAGCAGUGAUUAAAGAAAUUCUUAGAUUACAUCCUCCAUCUCCCAUAUUGAUUCCAAGGGAAUCCAUGCAAGACACCAAAGUGAUGGGCUAUGACAUUGCAAUUGGCACACAAGUACUAGUCAAUGCUUGGGCAAUUUCCGCACACCCUUCCUAUUGGGAUAAACCUCUGGAGUUUCAACCACAAAGAUUCUUGAGGAGUUGGAUAGAUAUCAAAGGACAUGAUUUGGAACUGGUUCCAUUUGGAGCAGGAAAAAGGGGUUGUCCAGGAAUAGUUUUUGCCAUGGUUGUGAAUGAGUUGGUGCUUGCAAACAUUGUGCACCAAUUUGAUUGGACUGUGCCUGGUGGAGUGGUGGGGGAACAAACACUUUGUAUGUCUGAAACUACUGGAUUAACUGUUCAUAGAAAAUUACCCCUUGUGGCUCUUGCAUCACCUUAUAUGUAA